UAAAUAUUGAAUUGAUGAUAAAUUAUCAGAUAAUUUACAGGACUAUAAAUAAGCGUCAAGUAGGAGCGAUGUUCCCUGGUGCGUCUUGAUUUAUUCAAGAAAGGAGUUCGCGGAGAAGCCGGUCGAUCCAUUGAGCGAAGAGAUGUCAGAAAACGACGAGGACCAAGCCCAUCCGGCCCAUCCACGGAGUAUUAGAUUGCCACCGGCGGUUGAGGUGUUUGCUAAUCUGAAAAAUGCACAGAAAUUUGCAAUUGACAUAGGAUUGUCUUUGACAAAAAUUGCUUACUACUCAACAGUUAGUUAUCGCAAAGCAUUGUACGAGAAUGCAGGUUUUGGGAACAAUGGGGAACGAGAGUAUAAGGUGUUCGAAGGUAGCAGGCUACACUUUGUUAAAUUUGAAACGAGACAUCUAGAGAAUUGUUUGGAUUUUGUCAAGGCGAAUUUGGUUAAUGCCGAGAGGUUUCAUGGCAAAAGCAUUAAAGUUACUGGAGGAGGAGCUUAUAAAUAUACAUCUCUGCUACAAGACAAAUUAGGAUUACUGAUCGAUAAAGAAGAUGAGAUAUGCUGUCUCAUAAAGGGCUGUAACUUUUUAUUAAAAAAUAUUUCAUACGAAGCAUUUGAAUUUGAAAGACAUGGUAAUCCAGAAUACAAGUUUCAGAAAGCAAAUCCCAAUAUAUUUCCAUACAUGUUGGUUAAUAUCGGAAGCGGUGUCAGUGUGCUUAAGGUUGAAUCCGAGGAAGAAUACGAAAGGGUAGGUGGUACAGCUACCGGAGGUGGGACAUUCUGGGGACUGGGAUCGUUACUCACAAAAGCAAAGGGUUUCGAUGAAUUACUGCUACUGGCAGAACAAGGAGAUCAUCGUAAAGUUGAUAUGUUAGUAAAGGAUAUUUAUGGUGGUGACUAUUCUAUACAAGGUCUCCCUGGAGACCUGAUUGCUUCCUCCUUUGGUAAAGCAAUGUCAUGUAAUAACAGACAUGGUAAUAAUGAGAUAUUUACUUUGCUUAUCAGAUCUUGUCUCAUUGACAUCUUGAAUAAUAACUCUUUAUUUGUUUUAGAUGCACGUGACUUCUCAGAGGCAGAUAUUGCUAGAUCUCUGUUAUUAACAAUUAGUAAUGACAUCGGGCAAAUAGCGAGUUUGUACGCAUCCUUACAUAACAUGGAUAAAGUUUAUUUUGGAGGAUAUUUCCUACGAAAUCAUCCUUUAUCAAUGCGCACUAUUUCUUAUUCUAUUAAAUUUUGGUCACAUGGAAAGGUAAAACCUCUGUUUCUGCGACACGAAGGAUAUCUUGGUGCUAUUGGAGCAUUUCUCUAUGGUGCUGAACAGUCCAAUAAAUACAGUUGGUUAGAAAAUUAUGCCGGAUCGUCAGGUUUUAAAGAUCCUGUCUCUACGAAUCUUGGAAUCAAGUUUGAUCAAUUAGAGAUCGAUCAAGCUGAGACAGCGGUAACAUUUUGUCCUCUGCUUAAGGAUCCCUUGACUUAUAAUCCGGAUACAACAGAUCUUGCUCAAGAUAAAGAAGCUAGAGAUUACUGGCUGCAGUGCUUCGAAGAGUCCAUAGACAAAUUUGUAGCUCGUGCCAUUCACAGCCAACCACAAAGUCCAACAGCUAAAGAUAGGGCAAGUAAAUUGAAGGAAAAGUAUAUUAACAGAUUGCACUAUCUUCAUCUAAAACCUUUUGCCUAUGGAACUCUUACCGUCAGGACUCUUUUAGAUACCAUCGAACACUGCAUGAAAGAAUUCGAUUUUCCAGAUCCAUAUUUGCAUCAAAAGAAAUUGGAAAACGACAAAGCGCUGAUGUACCUGCAAGACCGCAUAACUGCCUUAGACAGGUUGGAGGGCGCUGAAAAAAUAAAAGAGCUGGUUUUAGGUGUUCUGGCUGGGAAUAUGUUCGAUUGGGGAGCAAGGGAGGUUGCCGAGAUGAUGGAAUGUACGGAUUUUGGUUUCGAAGAAGCUCAAGCAAAAAUCCCCGGAAGACCUUGGCUGGAAGAUUGCCUCGACGAAUGGAUAAGGAGGCUUGAAGAAGCUCCGCCACAUAAAUGUGCUGCCAUAUUUGUCGAUAACAGCGGCGUUGACAUAGUGCUCGGAAUAUUACCCUUUGUUCGUGAUUUGCUGCAGAGAGGAACAAAGGUUAUCUUGUGUGCCAACUCUAUGCCAGCCUUGAAUGACGUAACUUAUCCUGAGCUAGUUGUUACAUUGAGAGAUGCAGCAAAAAUAUGUCGAGUGAUAAAGCGUGCUGUCAAGGAGAAAAGAUUGAUUGCUAUGGAAACCUCACAGGCUGGACCUUGCUUAGAUUUAAGCCGGUUAAAUCUGGAUCUCUGUCUGGCGAUGGUGAAGCAUAAGGUAGACCUUAUAGUCAUCGAGGGGAUGGGACGUUCUUUGCAUACAAAUUUGUAUGCUAAAAUGAAAUGCGAAUGUCUGAAACUAGCGGUGGUUAAAAAUCGGUGGCUGGCCCUUCGUUUGGGUGGUGAUAUGUACGCAGUAAUUUGUAAAUACGAGAAACCUACAAUCACUCAAAAGUUGACUAAAAACGAAGCAAAACUUAGUACGAGAGAGUCAUGUUCACCGGAGUGUCUCGAAGCGUCUACUGAUGUUUGUAUAUGUAACAACUUGUCGGAUAAAUUUCUAAUUCGAGAAUACAAUUUGUCAGAAAAGAGAAAAAGGGAAAAUCAGAGAGAAGAGACUGUAUCCACUCAGGAAGAACGAGUGGACAUUGAAAAUCACAACAAGGAUGACAAUGUCAGCGAUGAUGUUGACACUGUCAAUAUUUCAUUAUCGCUAACAUCAUAGACUGCAUGACGCAAAAUGGUACCACCUCAUUAAUAACGUGCAAAUAUUAGCUAACACAAUUUCCAACCACGUAAGUUAUUCGACAUUUUUAUUUUUCUUCGGAAAAGAAAAAUUCUUAAUUGAAGAUUAUCAAUAUUCUGGAAGUGUAGUGACAGUGCCGGAAUUGCUGAACAGUAUCUCAGAUUGUAAAUGUUCAUUAAAGUUUAAAAGACGCUAGCCUAAUAUUAUUUUAACGAUAGGGAAUAGCAAUGUUAUUCUAUUAUUUUUGCUCAAGCAAUUUAUCUGCGUAAAUUGAAUAAUGAAUUAAGUGAUAAAUCAGAAGUGAUCAUUAGAAAAUAUGAUCGUGCCGUGCAGAGUACUCAGAAUGUAUUGAUCAUUUUAAAGACAAUUUUGAAUAUAAUUUGUUCACUAAGUAGUUAAUUUGUUAAUAGGUGACUUAUCUCACCUAUUAAUCAUUGUGAAGCACUGACGUGUGUUGAUAAUGAUUGUUACCCAUAAUUCAAGUAGAAGGCCGAAAAUUAACAAUCAAAUUAUACGUAAUGACAAUAUCAUGCCUCAAUAUAUUUGGAAAGAAUAAGGGUUUAAUUCAAAGUGACUUCCUUAUGUCGUUAUAGCAGGAGCACUUAGUAACAGAAUUCUAACUGUGAAUUUUCUGUGAUACUAUUAUUAAUGGAAUAAAAUGAAGGCAGGGUAAAUGAAAA
This is a messenger RNA of Orussus abietinus, 3486 nucleotides long. RefSeq names its product pantothenate kinase 4. Gene Ontology annotation, cellular component: cytosol; nucleus. The record is from RefSeq and is a predicted model, not a curated record. The transcript is spliced from 12 exons. Bases 143 to 2785 code for a protein of 880 amino acids. Gene Ontology annotation, molecular function: ATP binding; pantothenate kinase activity. Lineage: Eukaryota; Metazoa; Arthropoda; Insecta; Hymenoptera; Orussidae. Gene Ontology annotation, biological process: coenzyme A biosynthetic process.